AUGCAGUGCCCUCAGAAUCUGAAGCAAGUGGAAGCCGAAACGGAGCUGAGCGGUGUUAAGUGGCGUGUUUUGGUUGGAGGAAAUGAGAAAGCGCUAAGAGCGAUCAAUAAACAAGAGAAAGGAACGGCGUGCCUCAGCAAGUCGCGCGGGUUGGAGAAGGGCUUGGCAGAUGACUGGCAGCAGUUAGAGGCCUAUGCAGGGCACCGCUGCAAAACGGCUAUGUUUGGGAAUAGCUAUGAUAUCCACUGGAGCAGAUUCUGUACAAAGAUCAAGAGUGAAGCAAAACAAUAUUUCCGUGAGUACUUUGGCAGGAUGGAAUGGGAACACAUGCUGACUGAUGUAGAGAAGAAGCAGAAGCAGUUCAGUAACUACCAGUGGUCUUCAUGUGUUAUGGAUGUUCAGAUGCAGGACGAAGAACUCAGGUCCUUUAGGAUAUAUCCAGCCAUGGAUAUGGACGGUGCCAGUUCAGUGGUGCUGCAGGCCUUAACCCAAGCUACGAGUCAGGACACGGCCGUGCUGAAGCCAGCAGAGGAGCAGCUCCGACAGUGGGAGACCCAGCCAGGCUUCUAUUCAGUCCUUCUGAAUAUAUUUAAUAACCACAUGCUGGACGUGAACGUCCGGUGGCUGGCUGUGCUGUACUUCAAAAACGGCAUUGACAGAUACUGGAGGAGAGUGGCACCUCAUGCGUUAUCAGAGGAGGAGAAGACGUCGCUGCGUGCUGGUCUCAUCACAAACUUCAAUGAGCCCAUCAGUCAGAUAGCAACCCAGAUCGCAGUCCUCAUAGCCAAGGUGGCUCGUCUGGACUGCCCCAGGCAGUGGCCAGAGCUCAUUCCCAUUCUGCUGGAGUCUGUGAAGGGCCAGGAUGGCUUGCAGCAGCACAGAGCUCUGCUGACGUUCUACCAUGUCACCAAAACCCUGGCGUCCAAACGUCUGGCGCAGGACAGACGUCUUUUCCAGGAUCUGGCAUCAGGCAUCUACAGCUUUGCAUGCUCCCUGUGGAGUCAUCACACCGACUGCUUCCUCCAGCAAAUCUGUGCCAGAGAUGAGGCUGCUGCGCUCAGCUCAUUGGAGAGAACACUGCUGUCUCUGAAAGUGCUUCGUAAAUUGACUGUUCAUGGAUUUCAGGAGCCCCAACAGAACAUGGAAGUCAUGUUCAUCAUUCAAACCGCCAUGAACAUGAGCCACGACGAGCGGUGCCAUCUGGCCACGGUGCGCAUUUAG
Molecule: messenger RNA, 1221 nt
Organism: Menidia menidia (Atlantic silverside)
Lineage: Eukaryota; Metazoa; Chordata; Actinopteri; Atheriniformes; Atherinopsidae
Source: the annotation of a GenBank genome assembly